AUGUUUGUGACAGGUGAGUCCCUGACCUGUGAAACCUGCAGAGUGGGGGUCGCAGGUAAAUGUAUGUUCGGCUCCACGGAAACCUGCAGUGACUCUGAGCCCAACUGCUACUGCGGAAACCUGGCUUCUCCCGUUCCAGCCUUCAACGUCAGCAGUCUGAUGACGCUGCAGACUCGAGGCUGCCUGGCCUCGUCCCUCUGCAACCAGACUGAAGUGGGAGCUCUCCUGACCGUCGAAUACACUGUCACCAAGAGAUGCUGCAGCACCGACCUCUGUAACGGAGCCUCGUCCGUCCAGCUCCCUCUCACUGCGGCUUUGGCCGCCGCCCUAAUGGUUGUUUGGAGCAACUGCUGCCUUUAA
This is a messenger RNA of Hippoglossus stenolepis (Pacific halibut), 360 nucleotides long. RefSeq names its product lymphocyte antigen 6 complex locus protein G6d-like. The coding region runs from base 1 to 360 and encodes 119 amino acids. Lineage: Eukaryota; Metazoa; Chordata; Actinopteri; Pleuronectiformes; Pleuronectidae. The record is from RefSeq and is a predicted model, not a curated record. The transcript is spliced from 3 exons.